This is a messenger RNA of Cyanistes caeruleus (blue tit), 396 nucleotides long. Lineage: Eukaryota; Metazoa; Chordata; Aves; Passeriformes; Paridae. The record is from RefSeq and is a predicted model, not a curated record.
AUGGGCCAGACUCUUCCCCUGCUGCAGCCGCCCCCCUACCUUGACCCCGCAGCUGCGUACCCCGAGCUCUACCGUCUCAGCUUCGUCCCCCUGGGUGCUGCCGGCGUCCCCCCCAUGUCCCCAGUGUACCCAGGUGCGUCCCUGUACCUGCCCCUGGCCCCGCCGCUGCCCGUGGGGGCUCUGGGCACCCCCGUGGCCUAUUUCCCACUGGGACAGGUGUAUCCACCGGGAUCCACGGUGCUGCUGGAAGGGGGGUUUGACACCGGAGCCAGGCUGGGGACAGGUGGCACUGGCAGCAUCCCGCCGCCGCCUGCCGGAUGCCCCCCGGGUGCCCCCCCGGUGCCCGUCCCGCCCGGAGCCGCCGUCCUGCUGCCCCAGCGCAAGGGGGGCUUCCUG